AUGAAUUUCCAGCAAGGAAUGGCUGUCCUCACAAUCGGCGAUGGAGAUUUUUCAUAUUCCUUGGCGUUGGCCAGAAUUCUAAAGCCGCAACUAAGCAAAAGUACUGUGAUUGCCACAAGCUACGAGUCUAGGGAGACGCUUCAGGAAACGUAUCCUCGAUUCGAGGAUUAUUCCAGAGAACUUGCUAGCCUUGGAGCCCAACUAUACUUCAACGUUGACGCUACGAGGCUCGCCCAGACCCUACCAAUUGUAGCAGAGUCGAAAUUUGAUCGUAUUUGCUGGAACUUUCCAUGUACUGCGAUCGCGUAUGGGCAAGACGGCCAAAACGAUGCAAUGGACAAGAACAAAGACCUUGUUCGACAAUUCGUUAAAGAUGCGAAGGAUCUACUUUCGGACUGUGGCGAAAUUCACAUCUGCCACAAGAGUAAGCCGCCUUAUAACCAAUGGGGGCUAGAACAUGUGGCGUUAGAGUGGCUCCCGCUAAACAGUUUUAUAUUCGCGGGCAAGGUCGUCUUGGACAGGUUCCUUUUCCCUCCAUAUCGCCCCCUCAAGGCCUUAGAUCGCAAAAGUUUCCCAUGUCAUGACGCCUGCACUUAUAUAUUUCGGUCAGCAAAGAGAAGCGAUGCUGAAGCCUUUUCAAGUACGAUUUGUGAAGAGGAAGUAGGAACAAAAAUGCAGACUGUACCCAUAACGGAAGACAUCAUUCUAUCGCUUCGACGCAACCUGCUACAGGAUGCCUCUCAGAAACGAAGAUACAAAGUGAAACGUAAGACGAAGUUUCGGCGAUGA
Messenger RNA from Cylindrotheca closterium, 789 nucleotides. NCBI's taxonomy places the organism in Eukaryota, Bacillariophyta, Bacillariophyceae, Bacillariales, Bacillariaceae. The record is from the annotation of a GenBank genome assembly.